This is a messenger RNA of Ilyonectria robusta, 1288 nucleotides long. RefSeq names its product class II aldolase/adducin N-terminal. The record is from RefSeq and is a predicted model, not a curated record. Gene Ontology annotation, cellular component: cytoskeleton. The transcript is spliced from 2 exons. The coding region runs from base 345 to 1211 and encodes 288 amino acids. Gene Ontology annotation, molecular function: actin filament binding. NCBI's taxonomy places the organism in Eukaryota, Fungi, Ascomycota, Sordariomycetes, Hypocreales, Nectriaceae.
GAUUCUCAACCGGUGAUGCUGGUCACUUGCAACGGGAUUUUAUUCUAUUAACAUCACUUGACGGCAUCUCAGACACUAUUACACCGUCUCAUACUCAUCGUAACGCGUGUUUACAAUGCUCCAGUCGCGGGACCAGCCGAAGCAUCACCAAAUAAAUACACGGUCGGGGUGCGUCAAGAACAGGCCCAAAGUUGACCAAUACCGGGGGUUGCCGAGUUGCCACAAGUGUUACCCUAUAUACCCGGCCAUGAUAAACCCCGCUGACGUUUGGAGAGGCAGAGGAUUGAAUAUCAGUAUCAAGAUUGUUCAAGGAUAAGGAAUCACAAGAUAUCCCCGCAAGCAAAAUGCCCUCCACCGUUGCAGAAACUGAGCCCGUGUCCACGGCCACGAGCAGCUUGAACACCGCACGCACAGCGGAUGGAGGCGUGGUAAGGCUGCACAGAAUCCCCGAGUUCCCUACGAAAGAGGGGAAGAGACAAUGGCAGCUGCAGCAGAUGGCUGGGGCAUUCCGUGUCUUUGCAAAGCUCGGAUUUGCCGAUGGAGGGAGCGGACAUAUUAGCUUGAGAGACCCUGUCCGGCCAGACACGUUCUGGAUCAACCCGUACGGCAUACACUUUGGACUAUUGACUGUUUCCGACAUGGUGCAUAUCGACGAGGAUGGAAACCGCAUUGGCGGCGGCGACAAGCCCGUCAACACAGCCGGCUUCAUCAUCCACGCAGCCCUCCACAAGCGGAGACCAGAUAUCAACGCCGCGUGCCAUCUGCACAGCCCGUAUGGCCGAGCGUGGUCGACAUUCGGAAAGCCCAUCGACAUGCUCAACCAGGACAGCUGCAUGUUCUAUGACGACCUCGCCGUGUACGCAAACUUUGGCGGUGUUGUCUUCGCCAAAGAGGAGGGCGGCCGCAUUGCCGAUGCUCUUGGCCCAUCCAAGAAAAAUGUCAUUCUCCAAAACCACGGCAUACUAACGGCUGGAGGAACCAUUGGAGAGGCUGCUGCCUUCUUCAUUGCUCUGGAGCGAGCGUGUCAAACACAGUUGAUGGUGGAGGCUGCUAUCGCUCCCAACGGUUCUAGUUUGAAGAAGACACUGGUGAGCGACGAGGAGGCGAAGUAUACCAAGCAAGGGACUGGCACUCCGGAAGUCAUGUAUAUGCAAUUUGAGCCGGAGUACCAGCAUAUUCUGAAGGUAUCUGGAGGCGACUUUCUUCUGUAAUUAGUUUGCCUGUACUUCGGAGUGAGUGCCGACUAGUGGGACUGUCGUGUCGAAUUAUCUCAUGAGAUCAAUCAUUU